Helobdella robusta is the source of this 1136-nucleotide messenger RNA. RefSeq lists its product as hypothetical. NCBI's taxonomy places the organism in Eukaryota, Metazoa, Annelida, Clitellata, Rhynchobdellida, Glossiphoniidae. The transcript has 8 exons. The coding region runs from base 1 to 906 and encodes 301 amino acids. Gene Ontology annotation, cellular component: membrane. The record is from RefSeq and is a predicted model, not a curated record.
AUGCAAAAACGUCCGCAGGGUUUUGGCUGGUUGCUGAUUUUUUUCGGCAUGUGGUUUCAUGUGAACCACAGUUCGUACUUGCUGUCUCACCUUUUUACCUCAAACCCUACAAACACCUUUCUGGUCAUCGAACGAAUUCCAUUUUUGUUGGUUGGAGCGUUCCAACUAGGAAUCAAAAUUUUAAAAAUGCAGUUGCAUGAAAACUGCCGACGACAAUAUUCCAUACUCAUGAGUUUCAUGAUCUUGGCAGAAAUGGCAUUUGUUAUUUUGCUAACAACCUUACGGACCCAACCAAUGAAACUUCUUCUGACAUACUGCAAGUCACGAUGGCUUGGGAUUACCUGCAUAAAAAAUAGAAGUUGGUUAAUCGGACGACAUUGUGACUUGGCCAAAGUGGUCCGACUAAGCGGUUCCUCUCAGAGUAACACGUUAUUUUUAUACAAAAAUCUAAAGUUAUGGUUAGGAGAUAAUCAGUUGAGUUGUUGUGGUGUUCAAGGCCCAAAGGAUUUUAUAAAUUCGUCUUGGCAACUGCACAACAAAGAUUCAUUCGGCGAAUUUGUUCCAACGUCUUGUUGUACUGGAGUGAUUAUUAACCAUUCUGUUAACAGUAGAAACAUCAUGAAAAACUACCAGAUCAAACGCCAAGUUAGCGAGUACCAAAUGUGUCAAGCAGAAGCAGUUUUACAUCCAAGACCUCCGAAAGAUUCUUUAGGGACCAUACACACACAGGGGUGUUUUGAUGUUAUACAAAACAUAUUGAACGGUCAAAUGAAAACAAUCACCAUCACCAUGGUUAUCUUAAUCUGCAUCCAGAUUAUAGACCUGGUUCUUGCUUGUGUUCUGGUCUCGUGGGUAAAAAAGAAGCAAUCGGAUUAUUGGUGGGGUGAUGGAGACGAUUGUGGCUAAAUCCAUGCAUCGUGGAACUUGAUAUUAUAAUUGCAAUAAUUAUUAAAAUUUUUAUGAUGGCUGAACUUUCAAUUAAAUUUUUUUUAAUUUAGAUGCGACAUUAAUAGUUUUAUCGUUCUAGCUUUUGUCUUAUUUAUUACGAGAUCAUGAGUAAUAAAACUUUAAAAUAACAAUAUUAUUUUAAACGUCACUUUGAAAGUUGUGUUUUAAAUAAAUUGAUAAGUUCAUUU